GCGUGCUGUCCAGCCUGGCCUCCCUCUGAGGCUGCCAAUGAUCACGCUGACUCGCCCUUUCAUAGGAUCCAGAUUAAUAUGGAUACCCCUAUCAUCAUCGUAUAUAAGAACUCCCAAACAUUUGUCCAACAGUUCAAAGAGAAUGUCGUCCACCAACCCCUCUAACGCCCCUCAGCCUGAGGAGGACUGGAAGCGCAGUGACGUUUAUCAUAACUCUUUCCUCAUACCUAAAGAUGAAGCUCUUGAGUUCGCUCAGAAGAAUAGCCAGGACAAUGACCUUCCAGCCAUUGCAGUAAGCCCUGCUCAGGGGAAACUACUGAACCUUCUCGCUCGUUCCAUCGGUGCGAAGAGGAUCCUUGAAGUUGGAACGCUCGGCGGAUAUUCAACUAUAUGGCUCGCCCGAGCACUCCCCGAAGAUGGCAAGCUGGUCACUGCAGAGCUGGAACAGAAGCACGCAGACGUCGCCCGGGCCAAUCUGGAACAUGCAGGCCAAUAUUCGAAAGUUGAGAUCCUCGUAGGACCAGCUGCAGAGACACUGUCAAAGUUGAAGCCUGAGCAACCCUUUGAUCUUGCUUUCAUUGACGCAGACAAGAUGUCCAACUUGAUUUACUUCCUUGAGGCUAAGCGUAUGGUGAAGAAAGGAGGCAUCAUUGUUGUUGACAACGUCGUCCGUGAAGGCAGAGUCGCGGACCCCACCUGUAACCAUGAGAGCAGCGAAGGUGUGCGGAAGCUGUUGAGACAUCUCAAAGAUGAUCGGGAUGUAGACGCAACAACCAUCGCCACGGUCGGCGAGAAAGGAUAUGAUGGUUUCCUUUACGCAUUGCUCAACGUACAGAACAUUGCGUACUCACAAGUCUUUACAUGCAUUGACAUUGUUCCAUUCCCGAACUCAUGAUUCUCCUACGUUAAAUAUUGCUUCAACGUUUGUCGUUCAUGCAUAUAUAUAUUCAUAUGCAUUCGCAUCUG
This is a messenger RNA of Somion occarium, 966 nucleotides long. The record is from the annotation of a GenBank genome assembly. Lineage: Eukaryota; Fungi; Basidiomycota; Agaricomycetes; Polyporales; Cerrenaceae.